This is a messenger RNA of Coregonus sp. 'balchen', 2893 nucleotides long. NCBI's taxonomy places the organism in Eukaryota, Metazoa, Chordata, Actinopteri, Salmoniformes, Salmonidae. The record is from the annotation of a GenBank genome assembly.
CUUGGGAAUAAUAGUGAAAUGGAGGUGCCCGUAUGGCAUGCAUGAGUUAAUACAUUAAAGUCAAAGCUUUAAAAAGUGAAUUUCGAUGUGUCUAUAGUUAAUGAACAGCUACAAAUGCGUCCCUUUGUUUUGUAUUUAAUUGUAUUAUUAUAUUAGCUUGACGAAUACAAGGUCAUAAAGACGUGCAACGCUUCAGGUAAACAGUAUUGCCUGUUUGCUACGCUAGCUGGCUAGGCUAGCUUAGCUAGGUCAACUUGUAGGCAAAGAGGAACAGCAUUUUAUUCUAGCUUCACCUCUCUUGUUUUUGCAAACGUUGUACAAAAUAUUACACUAGUAGCUAGGUAAAGUUACUAGGCUGUAGCAAUAUGUUGGUCGUGUAGCUGUGUGUGCGCUGUACUGUACAUGUUCUUAUUUAGUUAGCUAACGUUAGUAAGUUUUAGCUAGCAAUUUUACUGUUCCAUAAUGAUUGACGACCUCUGUGUAUUUCAGGUGAGCCAUGUCUCUGUUGAGAGGGUUGCUGAAGGCUGGGGUGUCUCUUUACCACUCCACACUACAAACAACCAGACAAAUAAGCACUGGUAGGUGUAUAAUACAUUGCAAUUCAGAUGCAAUGUUUUGUAGCUGCUGUAGAUGUCAUAAUGAUAGGACUAUUUUGCGUUCUCACAAUUUUCCAACCAGGGCCCUGUGAAUUUGAUAUGUCGUACCAAGGCUAUCUGUUUUAAUGUGUGUACUACAAACAGGACACUGAUACAUUAGGUGUCAAACAAUCGUUGUUUAUACUGUAGCUAAGCAGUUUCCAAUAGUCGUUAUUAUAGUUCUUCUUGUCAAUUUAACAGUCUAUUGGUACUGGAAGUAGCCCAGCUAAUGAAAUCAAAAUGUGUGUGUUUCAGGUGUGUGCUGUCCAGUCCGUAUGAAUGCCAUUCCUGAGCUGAAGAAGGUGGACAGGUGGACUGAGAAGAGGAGCAUGUUUGGGGUUUAUGACAACAUAGGAAUUUUAGGUAAUUGGGAAGUUAUCAGCUUCAAAUCAUAGCUCAUUUGACCUGAUGUCAUGACUUUCAUAUCUUUAUGAAAAUGCUGCCCAGUCUCUAUGGGACCAUUUCAGCAACAUGACACUGUCCUCUGAACUAACUUAAAAUCUACUCUUGGUUACCAGGUAGAUAUGAAAAUAGACACAUGCUGAAAAUAUUUUACUUUUGCCCCCUGCUAAAAAUGUAAUUUGAUACAAAAUGGUACAGUGCAGUCUUUUUGGUAUUAAACCAAUUUCAGCACCAUGGCACUGUCCACAAGUGCUGCCCAGUCUCUAGGGGGGCUCAAACCAUUUCAGCACCAUGGCACUGUCCACAACUACUGCCCAUUCUACGAGGCUAAAACAAUUUCAGUUUCAGCAACAUGCAGCUGUCCACAAGUGCUGUUCAGUUUCUAUGGAGUUUGACCCAUUUCAGCACCAUGGCACUGUUCACCAAUAUUUACAUUUUACAUUUUAGUCAUUUAGCAGACGCUCUUAUCCAGAGCGACAUACAGUUAGUGAACACAUAUAUAUAUAUUUUUUUUUAUACUGGCCCUCCGUGGGAAUCAAACCCACAACCCUGGCGUUGCAAACGCCAUGCUCUAUCAACUGAGCUACAUCCCUGCCGGCCAUUCCCUCCCCUACCCUGGACGACGCUGGGCCAAUCGUGCGCCGCCCAUGAGUCUCCCGGUCGCGGCCGGCUGCGACAGAGCCUGGAUUCGAACCAGGAUCUCUAGUGGCACAGUUAGCACUGCGAUGCAGUGCCUUAGACCACUGCGCCACUCAGGAGCCUGGAAUCGAACCGGGGUCUGAGUGGCGCAGCGGUCUAAGGCACUGUAUCUGAAUGCUAGAGGCGUCACUACAGACCCCGGUUCGAUUCCAGGCUGGAUCACAACCCGGCCGUGAUUGGGAAUCCCAUAGGGCGGCGCACAAUUGGCCCAGCGACUUGCCUAGUUAAAUAAAAUGUUUGAUACGUGUCGAACUACGCAGACACACACACACACACUGCUAUAACAGGCCUUACAUCUAACGCGUUGUUUGUAGGUGACUUUAAAGCCCACCCUAAGGACCUGAUCGUCGGGCCGGUCUGGGUGAAGGGUUUCCGUGGCAAUGAGCUGCAGCGUCUGACGAGGAAGAAAAGGAUGGUGGGAGACAGGAUGAUGACGCAGGACAAACACGACAUGGAGAAGAGGAUCCGCUUCCUCUACCGACACUUCAACCGCUUUGGGAAACAUCGCUGAUCUGAUCUGGGACUGAGCGGUCUGGCUAACAAUGCUAAACUACUACUGUACUAACAAACCGCCCACUGGACCAUAUACAGACUCUAAAGGGAGAAACGUGCGCUACUCAGUUGUGCCACUUAGAUGUAUAUUAUCCCCUCAUUUUCACCAUUUGUUAAUCAUACCUUUUCUUAUAUCCAUAUUGGGGUAAUGGGAAGUUGAUUGCACAUAAAAAAAAAAAUCAAAGACAGCUGAAAAAUGUUGGAUUCAUUUAGUAUUGUUGUUAGCACUAAAUCAACACGAAUAACUGUAAAAUACAUGUUUGGAACCAAUAUGAACUCUUAGAAGUUGAAAUAUACACAAAUGUUUGAUGCUCUGUGGUCUGUAAAUAUGAUCACUUUGGGGACUAAUGUAAGUCAUGUUGUGGGUGUACCAUGUGUUGUGUGAGAUGACAAUAAACAGAAGCUUGUCAUUACAUUUGAGUGAGUUUAUUGUAAGGCUGCAUUAGUAUUUGACCUUAAGGUAGUUAGUCAUUUUGUCCUAAAUUGUUGAUUCAUGUGAAUGUGCCUAUAGCAGUAAUUGAGAAAGUUAUACAUUUUUUCUGUCUCAGAAUAAAGUGUUCAAUAAUCAAUCAGUUGACCAAAAAUUAUAUUUGACUAAGCCCUCC